Messenger RNA from Colletotrichum truncatum, 825 nucleotides. Its product is annotated as KilA-N domain-containing protein. Lineage: Eukaryota; Fungi; Ascomycota; Sordariomycetes; Glomerellales; Glomerellaceae. The record is from RefSeq and is a predicted model, not a curated record.
AUGGCGCGAGAAAACUUCAUAACCAUCUCAACUGCCCUCCCACGCCUCAAAGGCGAAUCAAACUGGAUCUCGUGGAAGACUAUUAUUACUGCCUACCUCCGCAGUCAAGACCUUGAGAUGCAUAUCGAUGCUGACGUCCCCUGCCCUCCCAGCCCUGCUGAGGCAAGGGAAUGGGGUAGGAACCGUAACAUCACGUACAAGCUUCUGGUUACUGCCUGCGAAGCGGUGAUUGACAGGCUCUUCAGUGCCGGCUGGGAAGAUGAUGGCAACCCGUUCAUCCUAUGGCAAGCGCUCGAGAAAUACAUUCCUCGAGUCUCUCAAGCCCCUGCUGCCCUCGUUGACGAGUUCGGCAAGACCACUGCCAACGACUACAAGACCCUUCACGAGGCCCUCAGCCGCUGGCACUACCUUCGGAAUCUAAUCCAGACCCUCUGUGGCCAACUACCCGACUUCUAUAUCACACUUCUGCUGCUAAACUUCUUCAAAGACCGGCUUCCUGAUACAUACAAGCAUUACACCUCGAAGGGCGUCGAGAAGCCCACAUGGAGCGAGGUUGCCGACACUAUUUACACCCUUGCCCAGGACGAGGACCAGAAGAUGAACUUGGCUGCCAUCAAGACUUCCUCUUCCUGCGACCACUGUGACGGCUAUCACAAGACCUCGAGAUGCUACCUUGCCCAUCCCGACCUCAUCCCCAUAAAUCACCGUCGCCGCAGCCGGUUGCUCAAGAAGGCUGCCCGCCACACCUGCACUGCCGCCUGCAGUUGGGACCAUAAGACUACUAUCACUACCUUUGGCUUUCUGGGCACAUCAACCCUGUCUUGA